Ricinus communis (castor bean) is the source of this 994-nucleotide messenger RNA. Its product is annotated as chloroplastic import inner membrane translocase subunit TIM22-2. The record is from RefSeq and is a predicted model, not a curated record. NCBI's taxonomy places the organism in Eukaryota, Viridiplantae, Streptophyta, Magnoliopsida, Malpighiales, Euphorbiaceae. The transcript has 5 exons. Gene Ontology annotation, biological process: protein insertion into mitochondrial inner membrane; protein targeting to chloroplast. Gene Ontology annotation, molecular function: transmembrane protein transporter activity. Bases 85 to 741 code for a protein of 218 amino acids. Gene Ontology annotation, cellular component: chloroplast envelope; TIM22 mitochondrial import inner membrane insertion complex.
GUAGCACAAGAGGAACAGGACACGCAAAAGCGCGUUUUAGUACAGAGGUAUUUUGGUAGAAAAUCGACAGCAAAAGAUAAAACGAUGGCAACGGCGGAUUCCCCAAACACAAACAACAACAACAACACCGCCGAUUCAGAUCUCGAAGACAUUAAUGCUAAUCCUAACCCUAAUUCUCCUUCAAAUGCACUGCUUCCUUCUUCGUCCACCUCUCCUGCCGUCUGUCUCCUGCGCUCCGCCGGCGACGCUGCCGGCGGUGCUUUCAUGGGCUCCAUUUUUGGCUUCGGCUCGGGAUUGAUAAAGAAGAGAGGCUUUAAAGGAUCAUUUGUAGAGGCAGGGUCUCAUGCCAAGACAUUUGCUGUGCUGUCUGGAGUGCAUAGUUUGGUUAUCUGUUUUCUGAAGAGGGUGAGAGGGAAAGAUGAUGUCUUCAAUGCUGGAGUAGCUGGAUGUUGUACUGGUCUUGCUCUAAGUUUUCCAGGAGCACCUCAGGCUCUUCUUCAGAGCUGCCUGACUCUUGGGGCAUUCUCAUUUAUCAUGGAAAGGCUUAACAAGCAGCAACCAGCAUUGGCUCAUUCUUUUUCUUUGAGAAACAAACAUGAGUACAGUGCAUCUCGUCCCCUGCCUAAUGCACCUCAUCACUUGACUCUUUCAGUUCCUCUUCCAAAUGAACUAAAAGCGGCCUUCUCUUUUUUCUGCAAUUCCUUGAAGAAAACCAGUAGCAAUUUUCCUACUGCUCUUUGAUAGAAAGAUUGGGAGCCAUCAAUCGUGUUUGCUUUAACAUUCUGUAGAUUGGUAAUGUGGUGACAAUGUACCAUGUAAAUCUUUAGUUUAGAAUGUGAAGCUUGACGGAAGCUUGAACGGCAAAAUGGUUCCUUCUCUGUGUGCAUUUUGUUUUUAUACAAUUUUGGAUGCUAUUCUUAGUCCUCGAUUAAGCUUCACGACUGACCUAUUUUCUUUAUUGCUAUUUUGCAAUUAAAUUUCACUUCAAUCUCCA